Manduca sexta (tobacco hornworm) is the source of this 3868-nucleotide messenger RNA. It is a transcript of the gene nvd, whose product is annotated as cholesterol 7-desaturase. Gene Ontology annotation, cellular component: chloroplast. NCBI's taxonomy places the organism in Eukaryota, Metazoa, Arthropoda, Insecta, Lepidoptera, Sphingidae. The transcript is spliced from 9 exons. The record is from RefSeq and is a predicted model, not a curated record. The coding region runs from base 99 to 1490 and encodes 463 amino acids. Gene Ontology annotation, biological process: cholesterol metabolic process; chlorophyll biosynthetic process. Gene Ontology annotation, molecular function: 2 iron, 2 sulfur cluster binding; chlorophyllide a oxygenase activity.
CAGUUGUGUGUGAAACAGCGGAGGGGCAGGUCGCUCAUUCCCGUGAAAACGUUCGCGUUUUGCCGAUACAAUAUGUGGCACUUCAAAAUUAGCAACAAAUGUUCAACGUGACUUCAAAACCCGCCAUAGAAUACAAAAUGGCCGCCUGUCCCUCUGAUUCUGUAAAUAAUCCCGUGACGUACUCUCAGUGCCACGACGCCAUCUUGAAUUCGGAAUUUAAAUUUGAAAUUUUCUUUUUCUAUGCUAAUGUUGUUUUUGGUGUCUUGAAGAGUGUUUUUGAAUUUUUCUACGGACAUUAUGCAGUGAUCCUAUUUGUUACUAUUCUAUAUUGUUUAGUGUAUGUAACUUACAAAGCUUUUUGGAAUCACACGCUAUAUUCUAAGGAAUUAACGGAGACCGGCUUUGAUCACAUACCCGAAGGCCCUGACAGAGACAGGCGUAUCGCCCGCGCACAGCUGGCGAGGCGGAUGGGGUCCAAAAUACCACCACCAUACCCCAACGGGUGGUUCGCGGUGGCCGAGAGCCGGGACCUUAAGAUCGGAGACGUUAUCUCUGUUGAUGCUCUUGGUCAAAAUCUUUGCGUGUACCGAGGGGAAGAUGGCGUCGCUCGCUGCGUCGACGCGUAUUGCCCGCAUUUGGGGGCCAACCUCGCCAUCGGUGGAACAGUUUGCGGCUCGUGCAUCGAGUGCCCGUUUCAUAAGUGGAAGUUUAAUGCAGAUGGUGCUUGUGUGAGCGUGCCGGGCGUUGAACAUGCACCAAAAGGCGUAUCCAUCAAAACCUGGACGACAGUGGAGGCGGAUGGUGCUGUCUGGAUCUGGUAUGAUGCUGAAGGUCGUGAACCACUGUGGAGUAUGAGUGAUUCACCGCAAAUGAAGACUUUCGGCUACCGUGGCAGAAACGAGUUUAUAGUCAGCGCACAUAUUCAGGAAAUACCUGAAAAUGGCGCCGACGUGGCUCAUUUAAAUGCUGUUCACUCGCCAUCUUUAGUCUCCAGUUUGGGAGAGAAAUUCCCCAUGUUAUAUAACCUUAUUGGUAGGCACGUGUGGAGGGCAGAAUGGUUAAAAGGCGAAGAUCACACCGCAGUAAUGAACCUUGUGCACGACUACAAAGUGCUCAAAUUCGAUCUAGCGCAUACUGAGGUUAAAGUUAUUCAGAACGGGCCGGGACAAGUAAAGUUGCUAGUCGACACAGCCGUGGGUCAGAUAUACGUAAUGCAGUCGGUGACGCCGCUUGGCCCGCUGCUGCAGAAGGUUGUGCACCGAAUGUACUCUCCAGUCUACAACGCGCCGAUCGCUUCCUUCUUCGUCAAAUAUGAAGGAGUUAUGUUCGAACGCGACGUCAAGAUAUGGAACAGCAAACGGUUCGUCAGCGCGCCGGCGUACGUGAGAUCUGACAAAGCAAUAAGAUCAUUCCGUUCGUGGUUCGCUCAGUUUUACAGCGAAAACAGCGUCAGUUUUCGUAACGCGUUACAAAAUCCUUUAGAUUGGUGAUUUACUUGUUUUAAUUAAUCAGAUUUAUUGACAGUAGGCCGAAUCGAUAGGUUCAACUUCGAUGCGCUCUCAAGUGCGGGAUUGACCCUCUGUUGCGCUCUCAAGUGCGGUGUUGAGACGCUGUCCAAUUAAUUUUUCAGCAUCUUAAGAUAGCCGCUGUAUUAAACACAUAUUAACUGACGCAUAAAAUAUGUGAAUAUCUUAAGUCAAAAUAUGUAACGUAUUUUGUCAGUUGAGUUUUUUUUAUGUAACAGCGGUGACUCAGCUGAGAGGAUGCACUCAAAUGACAGCUUAAGCUUCAUUUAUCAUUGGUUGAAAAGCUAAUUGACUUAGGCGACAUUUUUACGACACUAAGUUUCAAACAUAUUUAAAAUCAGCUCUUUUUUCUAUGUUUUUUUUAAACUAGUUCUUCUUUUAAAAAUGGCUCCACCGUUUCAUCUAUGAUUUUGCCAAUGUCGAAAGGGUAAUUAAAACCUUGACAUAAGUUUAUUAAAGUAACUUUCGACCGGAGUGAACUAAGAAAAGACACAAACAUGAAACGACAAAGAGCAAUUGGGAUAACAUAUUUGACAUUAGUAUAGGCUGUAGAACCAAGCACACGUAAUUACAGAAGCGGUCAGCAGAGAUCAGUCCCGGAUCUUGAAUUUUUUGAAGGCGGGGCAAAAUCUGGUUAAUGCCGCCCCCGACCACCUAUAUUUUUACUUUUGUCAUCAUCAUUUCGCGUCCCGCGGGAAAUAAUUUAUGUGUAAUGGACUGGGUGUCUCAGUAGUCGAAGUUGCGUUAAUGAUGAGUCUUGUAUUCGUCUGCCAAGUUUGAAUUUGCCGCCCGAGGCUCGGGCCCUUACUUGCUCCUCCAUAGAUGCGGAGCUGGCACAGAUAAGAUAAACUAGUUACAUUUUUCCGAAAGAAGAUGUCGCUUAAGUCAAUUAGCAUUUCAACCAUCGAAAUAGUUCUUUAUAUAGACGUCUACUUGAGAUUUCACUCAAAGUUGAGAUUGUUGAGAUUGUGUUAUUAAUGGCCCUACGUCAUUGUUUUGCCGUAGCGAUGUUUGUUAUGACAACUCUUAUGGGUUUGUUUUAGUUGCUCACAGUUCAUGACUAAACUAAUCGGUGUUUUUGGUUAGUGAAAAUCUGCAACCCAAGUACGAAUGCUCACGUUGUAGUAUAUAUUAUUAUUUCGAAGGAAUUUUUCGUAUGGAAAGGAUAUUCCAAAAACAGUUUUAUAUUCGACAAAAAAAUUUAACGAUAAUUUAUAUACAUAUAUUUGGACAGAGUUUUUAAAAACGAGCUUAUUGCAAUGAAUAAUUUAUUCAGUUUUUGAGAUAUUUGUAAUUUUAUUUUACUUAAUAAUUAAACUUAAAAUGAACGCUUUCAUAAUACAAAAGCUAUAGCAUUGGAACGCUAACAUUAUUUUUGUUAUAAAUUUAAGUGUUGAAAUUAUUCUUUUAACGAUUCCAAGCUCCACAUUUUCGCUACUUUAUUAUCCAAUACAUUUGAGGUUGGUUCUAAAUUGUUCGAAAUAAAUAACCAGAGUUCAUAUAAAAAGCGGACAUGUCCUUUGAGUUAAUAGUAAUUCUUAUUCGUGCUUGGGUUACAAAAUAAACUGUAAAAAUGGACUAAUCAGAAUAAAGUUUGAUAUAUUGACAGAUGACAGUUUAAUUACCAGUUUUGAUAAAGGUACAUAGCGAUAGUGAUUUCUUGAUUGUGACCUUAGUCGCUAGAUGGCGUUGUACACAUGUUUGUGAUAUUUAAAAUAUACGUUAUUUAUUGUGUUUAAAAUGGAUUUGUUUUUAAAUAAGUUAAUAUUAAAGGCGCCAUAUGCUGGUCAUAAAGCUACGUGGAAUGCAAACGACCGAUUUUUGACGGUGAACUAUUUUCAUUCGACGAUUUUAGCCUUACUUACGUACAAUUUACGAUUAUGUUCGGUCGUCUAUUUUACACGUAAAACUGUAGUUUUAUUGAUACGAGAGAGUAAAUAGAUUUUAAAAAUGUAUCAGUCUAUAUUGUUUGGAAAUAUUUAUAAACUUUUAUGCAAUUAAUACAACUUUUUUACUUUAUAUGCGGCACUAUAUGUAAUGUUGGUCACAACAGUGUCGGAUAUAAAUAGGGUUGCCAACCUUACUAUAAUAUAUAGUAUUGUAGUAAAUUUUGGGUCUGCCUACUAUACUAUUGGAGAAAUAUACUUAUAGGACGCAAAAAUUACUAUAUUUUCAACACCUAUAGCUAACAAACAAAUCCUUCAUUUUGAAAAUAUAUGAACGCUCCUUCACAAUUUCUUUUGAGUGAUGGGACAGCGUGUAUCCGAACUUUUAAAGAAAUAAAUCCGUAACAAAUAUAUUUAUCUAUUUUUUUGCUUUUUCCAUAAAAUAAUAAUAUCAGC